This is a messenger RNA of Hyalella azteca, 1041 nucleotides long. RefSeq lists its product as uncharacterized. Lineage: Eukaryota; Metazoa; Arthropoda; Malacostraca; Amphipoda; Hyalellidae. The transcript is spliced from 2 exons. Bases 75 to 467 code for a protein of 130 amino acids. The record is from RefSeq and is a predicted model, not a curated record.
AGUUCAGCUGUAGACUUGGACGGAAGAAGUACAUGAAAUCAGUUCUCCCGCAUUAUCUCUUCAGAUAAUCUCAGAUGGCACAGUUUGUGAAGAAGUGGAUAGUGAUUUGCGCAAUAAUUUGUUUUAAAAACAACUCAAUUGAGGCCCAAGAAAAUACCCUAACGAUGGCGUCAACUGAGCCUCUGGCUUCCAGUUUGGAGGAAUGGGCUACGGCCUUCUUGAGCUUCCUAAACGAUGGAAACUACAACAACCCGGAAUCGUCAUCUCAACUGUCCGUCCGUAACCUAGAAAAUCUCUACAGGCUGCUCUUUGUUCCCGAACAACGCGGCGAACAGCAGACGGUGUUCGGGCAACCGCCUUCGCCUAAUGACGUCAUCAAGCAACUGUUGGACUCGGGAAAGCUAAUUCAAGACGAUAAUGGCAAGGUCCAAUUUGGGCAGCCUCCUCCUUCAGCGGCUCAUAAGUGAUUUCGAUCUUUGCCUUGGUCAGGGAACACUUCUGACUUUAUGACCACUCAACAGUAUUGACACCAACAAAAUAUCGAUUAAAUUAAAUAAACUUGAAUAAUUUUUAUACUAGUCACUCAUUUUGCAGGAGAAAAUAACAUAUUCUCAAACACGUUAGCAUUCGAUUUAAGUGCAUCAGACUCAUGAUAUACGUAGUCGACCUUUGCUUUGAUGGGUUUUCAAUUGGAGCAGUGAAUUAACCUUCCACUGGGGCAUCAACAUUUGUAUCGCCAGAGACCGAAAACUUUCAUUAAUUGGCUAAUGAAGGAAGAACAGAAGGAAUGUGGAGGCGAAUGAAGACAAAUGACAUUACAUUGCUUGAUUCAUAUAAAAAAUACACGUUUGAAUACUUUCAGAAUAUAACGACAUAUUAUUACUGUUAACAGUGUUUAAAAUUACGACGUUAUACUUACCUCCUUACGUCAAUAUUUUCUCUUUCAUUUAAUUAAAACAGAUGACCUUGGAACUGAAAUAUGCUCGAAGAGAACCAGUUGCUGUAACAGUAAGGUAUCAAAAAAGAACAUGAUAAUCUAAC